AUGAAAGUUUACAGAAUUAUUGCGCUAUUAUCAUUAUGGGCUACUUUAGCACAAACAGGAUUUGUUAAAGAGAAACUUAAAGAAAAUCUAAUGGUUACGGUAAAAGAAUGUCAGGAAGAAUCGGGGGCAUCAGAGGUAGACAUGCAAACAAUAAAAGCAAAAAAAAUCCCCCAAACUGAGACAGGCCUCUGUAUGAUGGAAUGUUUAUUCAACAAAGUCAAAAUAAUGAAGGAAGGCAAAUUUAAUAAAGAAGGCAUGCUGAUUGCGGUUACGCCCUUCUUAAGAGGUGAUUUAAAAAAAAUAAGCAAAAUGCGGGAUUUUGGAGAUAAGUGCUUGGAAUACAUUGGUGAAGGAUCCAAGGAAAAAUGUCAGGACGUAAAGUUGCUAGUUGAGUGUUUCCAGAGAUAUGGCAAAGAGUAUGGGUUAGCCAUACCAUCACCAUAAAAUU
Molecule: messenger RNA, 448 nt
Organism: Brassicogethes aeneus
Lineage: Eukaryota; Metazoa; Arthropoda; Insecta; Coleoptera; Nitidulidae
Source: the annotation of a GenBank genome assembly